This is a messenger RNA of Alternaria rosae, 2268 nucleotides long. Its product is annotated as sporulation protein RMD8. The transcript is spliced from 2 exons. The coding region runs from base 263 to 1996 and encodes 577 amino acids. Lineage: Eukaryota; Fungi; Ascomycota; Dothideomycetes; Pleosporales; Pleosporaceae. The record is from RefSeq and is a predicted model, not a curated record.
GGUGUGGAGUCGGUGCAUGCACGCCAAGGCGCAAUGACGUGAACCGCGGCCGGCUUUCACGACGUCGAAGUGCACCUCUACGUCCAUUAUCGGCAGAGUACGCGCAUCACCAGUCGCGCCCUGUAUAGCUCUAUCGGAACCACUACCAGCACUCCAUAACAUAGAGCUGUCAGCUUCUAAUCGCUUGCAAUCGCGACAUUUGCAGUGCCAAACCUUCUUGCAGCUACAGGCACUAGCGGAGUGGAUAGCAGCAACCAGCAAAAUGAGCGGGCCAACAGCUAAGAGCAAGAGAGGGCCGACGGUGCUCAUGACCGACAGCCGCGACGCUGCACCCCGAGCACCCCAACGACCCGGCGCGGUACAGCGACAGGCGACGGGCGCGCGCUUGAUCUCGGUGGACAACAUUCUGCAGUACGCCUCGGACAUUCCCUCGCAACAGCAGCGACGCGGCCCUCCCGGCAACCGCCCCAUGAUGCACACGCGCACCCCCAGCGGACGCCAUCCGCUCGAUCCCAGACUCUCUGGCCGCCUGAUCCCCCAGCACAUGCCCACGCGCUCGAGCAAGCUCAGCGAGAAGCUUGUCCUGCUGCCCGAGACGGACGGACAGGAAGAGGACGAGAAGGGCGACUUUGACGACGAUGAGUACGAGGGCCCGCCCACCGACGAAGACCUUGCGCGACGGACGCCCAAAGGCGGUCCAAACGACAAGAGCUAUGCAGAGCGCCUGCCCAAAGCGAGGCGGACGGACAAGCUCUCGCGCGUCACGGCCUACUGCACUGCCCAGGCCUACAAGAUGAAGAGCACCGCCCAGUUCGUCAAGGACACACACAAUGCACGUACCAAGCUGUACGACGACUGCCUCUACACCGUAUACCACCUCCCACUGCUGCCAGGAAACGAUGGCUACCGAGUCCGCAGUAGCCCGGCGCUCAAGAGCCCAGGUGGAAAGACGGUACUCGACGAAGAAAUCGAGCGCAACGAGCAGCGCGAUCACCACGAAGGCUACUUUGGCGACGACGAGACAUACUACGUGCGCGACGACCACGAGCUCGACCAGCCCUGGGAUGGCAUGCACGACCGCCGCGACUCGACUGAAAACUCUAGAAUUGCGCCCAAUGCUCUAACCUUUGGCGAGAUGUUUGUCUUCUCCUACGGCAUCGUAGUCUUUUGGAAUUUUACCGAGAAGCAGGAAAAGGACAUCUUGGCCGACCUCACCUUCUCCGCCGUCGCUACCGGUAUCAACAUCGCAACCCGACCCUUGGCUGAAUCUGACUUCGAGACGGAAGAGUUCCAUUUCGAAUACAACCCCGAGAUCCAACGUCCCCGCGUAUACAACGACAUGAUUACCCUCAAGAGCGGAGACCAUAUGAUCAAGCUGGCUAUGAGCCAUGCCAUCGCGCAGAGCACCAAGCUCAGUCUGUUUGAAGAAAGCAUGAGCCGGACUAUGCUCGCCGCGCAAUACGUACCGAAGCGCUUAGCGUUGACGGGAAAGCUGGGCAUGAGGAGAACCGACGUAGUCAAGAUGAUUGGACAGCUCUUCACCAGCCGUGUGGAGGUGAACCUAUCAUCCAAUAUGCUCGACACCCCAAGCUUCUUCUGGGACUCUGAACCCACCCUCCAUCCACUCUACACCGCCGUCCGCGAGUACCUCGAAAUCAAACCCCGCAUUCAAGUCCUCAACGAGCGAUGCCAAGUCUUCUUGGAUCUGGGUGAGAUCCUAUCCGACUCCAUCAGCGACAAGAAAAUGACCAAGAUUACGUGGAUCAUCAUCGUACUCAUUGUCCUGAGUAUCUGCAUAACGUGUUUGGAGGUGUUGCUUCGGUUCGCUAUAUUGCAAAAAGGCAGGACCAACGUUCCUGUGGCUGGAGAUUUGGAAAUCAGGGCCGUGGGUGGACUCAAGGGUAUGGGUCCGCCCGCGUAUGCUGGCCCGGGUCUACUCGCUGCGCGUAGUCUGGUUUGGUUUGGUAGUGGGGUCAAGAGUCUACUUGUAGGUUAAGCAUAAGAUGCGUGAUGUAGUACAGAGGAAGGAGAAGGGGUAAUAUAGAUUACGGGGAUAUGCAUCAAGAGUGUCGCCUCAGACAUGUCUUUGGAGGCCUAGUGCUAUUCGGUCGCUUUGUUAUCAUUGUUUUAGGCAUUAGCGAUGGGCGUUUUCUGGUCGGCGCCAGGUGUGUUCUUUGGUUCUACAAAUUCUAGACUGGGAACACGAGUAAUAUUCCAGGGCCCGUUUCCAACCCAAAUACAUCAUAAGCCUACCUUCGCCAUCUUCCC